GAUGAAGAUGAUGGUAGUGAUGAUGAGGAAGAUGAUGAUGAACCCAGUGGCAAGUGUACACGGGCAAACAGAAGCGCUCACUUGAGAAUCCGCCACGUCCAGGCCCGCCGCAGUGGACUUGUGGGACGGUGACUGUCACUAAGAAGAAUAUGCCAUGCAGUCAAGUGACAAAUAUUCUGGUUUGGCCUGCUAGCCAAGUAGUGAAUGGCCGCUCGCGAGCAGUGGACGGGGACAGUCGUCAGGCGGCGACGGCGGCGGCGAGGGGCAUCGCGUGAGGCGCGGGAAGAAGCCGAGCACCGGCGGGAGACAACCGGAGUACCUGCGGAGGAGAGCCGGAGCGUCCUACGUCACCGGCGGCGGAGCUCCACAGACACCUCGGCGGCUUUUCUGGGGCAUUUUCAAGCCUUCGCAGUCCAAAUAGACAACAGCCGGACUUUAUUUUUUAAUUUACAUCGCUUUUUUUAAACGUAAUUUUCCCAAUAUUAUUUUUAGUGUAAAUUGCAAGCAACAACGUUAGCGUUUAUUUGUGCUGAAUUGACUUGGCGUCCUAUUUUUUAUUUAUUUUUUCUUGGAAGAAAUCCAUCACAGGAGCUGACAGAUACGAUGUUGCAAACGGGUCACCCAGCAGCAGCAGCAGCAGCAGCAUAACAGGCAUCAUGGUGGACAUCAGGGGUCAUCAACCUUUUGCAAAAGAAGCUACUUUGAUACGAUUAAUGCAAAAGGAUAAAAAAAAAACAAUCUAACGAAGAAACUGAUCACGAAUAAAAUAUUAUCAAGGCUUUCGUUGACGACGUUGGCUCCGAGAUUCCAUUCCUUCCUUCCUUCCGGCGGGCUUGUGAAAGUCCGCCGCUUGAGAAGCACUGAUUGGUGGCUGAGAAUGCCGCAGAGGACAUAAACCACGCUCCUUGAAGAAAUGUCAAAACAGAGAGGAACCAAAAGGUCACGAGUUUGAGCACAGGAAAAAAAAAGCCCAGCAAGAGACAGGCCGAGGAGAAACGCUGCAAAGGAAGUCUCCAUGGCUACCGAUCCAGGAGAGCCCACAGGCACAGAGGACUCGACGGAGAAACCUGAUGGACACAGGGAGGAGGACCUUGAGGGCACGCGGAGGGACACACCCGGCAGCAGCCCCGCGGCCGUCCUCCCGUCUCAGGGGUGGAGAAGGAUGGCAGAAGAGCAUGAAGGAGCUGGUCAGGAGGGCGCGGUGGCCUCGGUCACACCCGAAAUGUCCUCCUCCACGCCCACCUUGCCAGUUGACACAGGGCAGAAAGGUCAGAGGAGGGAGAAGCGCUUCUUCAGGAAGAGCGUGGAGAUUUGCGAGGAGGACGAGCAAGCGGGUCUCCCGGAAGCUCCUCGCAGCGUGCCCAACCUGGACCUGCACUCCUUCGACCCCGUCUUCAGCGGCGUCCAGCAGCAAGGAGCCGUGUCCUGCAUCGCCCUGCGCCAGGAUCCGUCCCGCCCCGGUGAGCAGGAACCCGGCAAAGGCGGCCCUCCUUCUUCGCCCAGCCAAAAGGGCAAAGAGAGGGAACGCGAGCAGGAGGAGGAGGCCGAGAUGAAAGCCGUGGCCACAUCUCCCGGAGGCAGGUUCCUCAAAUUUGACAUUGAACUAGGCAGAGGAGCUUUCAAGACCGUCUACAAAGGCUUGGACACCGAGACCUGGGUGGAGGUGGCUUGGUGUGAGCUUCAGGACCGCAAGCUGACCAAGGCCGAGCAGCAGCGCUUCAAGGAAGAGGCGGAAAUGUUGAAGGGGCUCCAGCAUCCCAACAUUGUGCGCUUCUACGACUCGUGGGAGUCGGCGCUCCGUGGAAAGAAGUGCAUCGUCCUCGUCACCGAGCUCAUGACCUCGGGGACGCUUAAAACGUACCUGAAGCGUUUCAAGGUGAUGAAGCCCAAGGUGCUGCGGAGCUGGUGCCGGCAAAUCCUGAAGGGCCUUCAUUUCCUGCACACCAGGACCCCUCCCAUCGUGCACAGGGAUCUCAAAUGUGACAACAUCUUCAUCACGGGCCCCACCGGUUCGGUCAAAAUAGGCGACCUGGGACUCGCAACCCUCAUGAGGACUUCUUUUGCCAAAAGCGUCAUAGGAACCCCCGAGUUCAUGGCUCCCGAGAUGUAUGAGGAGCAUUACGACGAGUCCGUGGACGUCUACGCCUUUGGAAUGUGCAUGCUGGAGAUGGCCACUUCCGAAUAUCCCUACUCCGAGUGCCAAAACGCCGCCCAGAUUUAUCGCAAAGUGACAAGCGGUAUCAAACCGGCCAGUUUUGAGAAAGUCAACGACCCAGAGAUCAAAGAGAUUAUCGAAGGUUGCAUCCGUCAGAAUAAAAGUCAGAGGCUGUCCAUCCGAGACCUUUCGAACCACGCCUUCUUCGGUGAAGACACGGGGGUCCGCGUGGAGCUGGCAGAGGAAGACACGGGCACCCAGGAUUGUUUGGCUCUACGGAUUUGGGUGGACGAGCCCAAGAAACUGAAGGGCAAGCACAAAGAUAACGAGGCCAUCGAGUUUAGCUACGACCUGGAGAACGACAGCGCUGAGGAAGUGGCUCUGGAGAUGGUCAAAUCGGGCUUCUUCCACGAGAGCGAUGCCAAGGUGGUAGGCAAAUCCAUCCGGGACCGAGUCAAUCUGAUCAAGAAGUCUCGGGAGCGACGGCAGCAACAACAGCUGCUCCAGCAGCAACAGCUGCUCCAGCAGCAGAAGCAACAGCAGGGAUGGGAAGAAAGACGGGACUCGGCUCUCACGUCCGCCACCGUCUCCCAUCAAUCCAGCCCAUCACGACAAGGGGGCGGAGCAACUGGAGGAGGAGGGCAGGAGUCUGACAACCUGCCUGAAGUGGACCAGCAUGUUGUCCAAGGGGCAAGGCUGUGCCUGCCAGGGCAAAGUCUGGCAGCAACCACCUGCGACUCGUGUGCUAGCGGGCAGAGCCAGUCACUCUCUCAGCCGGGGGACUCGCUUGCGCUCUCCCAACCCAUCUCCACGUCUGUAUGCGAUUUGGCCACAAUCUGUACUGCGGCGCUGGCCGCUCCUCCGAGGCUCCCGGUGGGUGAGGGUCUUCCAAGCGUGCCGCUUGGCCAGAGCGUCAGUUUGACCAGCGUCGGCCCGCCCGUUGCUCAGAACUUUCUGCGGCCCUCCGCCGUGGUUCAGCAGGUAUCGCCAAGUAGACCUCAGCUGUAUUUUCAGUCGCAAACAUUCCCAUCAGAUGCAUUUCAACCCGCCGCCCCCCAAACGCCGCUGGCCCCCUCACAGUCCUACGUCCCCCCCAUUACCCCGCAAGUUCUCCCUUCAUCCAUGCCACCGGGUGAUCUGGUGGUGACUAUUGUUCCCCUCGCUCAGCAGCCCCGGCCCGAGGCCCCUCCCGCCGCCGCGCAGCUCGCUGACAUUAUUCAGCAGCCGCCAUCGCAGCCAACGCAAGCUGUCCUUCCAACGCAGCUCGCUCUCGGCGGCCAGACGUCGGGCCUUCAACAGAGCCUUCAAAGCGAGCCUCAGCAGCCCAUCUGCGUACGGCCGAGCCUUCCCCCGGCUACGGAACUGUCGGCUUUGUCGUUGGCGCCGUCGGGGCAACGUUGUCAAGCGGUCAAUGAGCGGAUCGUCGUUCAAUCACAGCAGCAAGUUUUAAGGCUGGACCAACAUCCAACUUUGAUCCCCCUUGAUCAGCAGCAAGGUCAACUGGAGCAGCAGCAGCACUUAUUGGAUCGACAACAAGCUAUUAUUCAACAGCAGCGUCAAGUCGUGCCGCAGCAAGCGCUUUCGCAUCACCAUUUAGGGCAACAGUUGAAUCAACAGAUGGAAAAUCCCCAGACCAGAAUCCAGCAAGAGCAAGCCGUGCCUCAGCAGCCCCAGCCCAGGCAACGAGAAGAACCGGCGGGUCUCCAGCUCGUCUUCCAGCAGCAGCAAAUCCAGCAACAAGGUCUUCUGCAACAACCACACGAGGUGGUGCCUCAGCAACAUCAAACGGCCAGACAGCAACAGCUUCAGGAGCAGCAAGAGCGCCAAGCUGCCGUGGUUCGAUCCCAGCAAACGGAAAAACAAGAAGAGCCCGUCGUUCCUCUUCAAAGUUGCAUCGAGCAGCAACAAUGUGAAAUGCUUCAGGCAUGCGCCCCUCAACUAAACAGCGCUCAGUUUCCGGGGCAACAAGCCGCACUGCUCAUGCAGCCGGGAGCGUAUUCGACCCGCGUCCCGCUCAGACUUCCGCUGGGCCCCGAGGUCAUUCGGCAGCUCGCCGGUGUCGUUUCGCCGGCCGAGGCGUCGGGCGCCGUCCCGGCUCAGGCGCUUUGCCAGCAAGUUCCCGGCCCGAACCCGAGCCACGUUGCGCUCCAUUACACUAGCCCGCCGACCACGCGAGCAGCUCAAAUGCUGAUAGACUCCCGCGUUGUUCCUGUGCUCGUGACUUCCCAAGGGCAGGCGCAAAUCGUCAUCCAAGCCCAGAAUCUUGUCGGCGCUUAUCCUGAACCGACGACUUCCACCACCAACCAAUUGUCGGCUCAGUCCAGACCGACGCACAGCCAGAACGCUGACGUUCAAGUGGUGGGCCUUCAAAGCCAGACCGCUGCCCCGCUUCCAGCGACGACAAUUCCUGCUCAGAUCCCGCGUGAGCCUCAAAUGCCAGAGCUGCCCCAGCAAACUCCAAGCCAGACGCUUCUCCCGGCCCAAAGUCACCUUCCGGCGAGCCUGUUGACCACUCACUCGGGCAACUACUCGACGUUUCCGCGCGAUGUGAUCAAUUUUACGCAGCGGCCCGUGCUGCGCUACCAGCAGGUCGCCGGUCUCAAUCCUCUGCUGGACCCUUCGCGCGUCGUUACCGCUGCGGUCAAUAUUCCCGUGGUCCUGGCCCAGCAGCAACCAGUAGGAAGUGCCGCAAACCCCGCCCUAAUUCAGCCCGUCUCCCAGACGCUUUGUCAAGCCCAGUUGCCGGUCGAGCCCGUCCCGCCUCCACACCAGCUCAGUCAGGUUUGCGGGGAUGAGGUCGAGCCGCCGGCACGUGUGGCCGAUCAUCAUUCCCAUCAUUCAUUGGGCACGAGCGGAACGGCGGGCGAGGCGGCUUCCCCUCAGAAGGCGCCGACCCAGACGUGCAUUCCAUCGCAGUUGCCGCCCGCCCAAGCGCCUCUUGUUCUCCGCGCCGUCUUCCCCGCAGUCCUGAGCCCCUCUCACCCCUCGCCUCCCCCGUCGUCACUACCAUGCCCUCAUCCCGCUCCCGCUGCGCCAGAGCCGCCGUUCCCUCCGGCAGCCCAGGUGGUGCCACCGGGGCAAGGCGACUUUCUCGCUGCUGCCGCUGCUCUAGACUCGCUUAAUUGCCCCGCCCCCAAACUGCCCCAAGCCUCGCCGCAAGACUCUGACAUUUCCCCGCUGGGCGUUUCUCAGGAUUGUCCGCCCCUGUCAAAUACAGAACGCCCUUCCUCAACCGGGUGUCUGCCAGCAAACGGAGAAGAAGCUCUUUUGCUCUUGGCCAACGGCAAAUUAGAAAAAGCAAAAGGCCAGAGGAGAGCGUCUUCGCUAAAACCCGAGAAGUUCCCGCAUCAGUUUCAGCUGAGUAUGCUUCAGGUGUCGGGCAGUGGGGACAAUAUGGUGGAGUGCCAGUUGGAGACCCAUAGUAACAAAAUGGUGACCUUUAAAUUUGAUAUGGAAGGAGAUGCUCCGGAGGACAUUGCGGAUUACAUGGUGGAGGAAGUCUUUGUACUGGAUGUGGAAAAGGAGAAGUUUGUCGAAGAGCUCAGAGCCAUCGUGGCAAAAGCACAGGAGAUACUUCAAAGGCAUUCACUUACCGGGUCCACCGAGCGCUUACAAGUCAGCACGCCCAGCGCCGGCUCUACGUCCGACUCGGUGCCGCACUCGUCUCCGGUGGGACGCUGGCGUUUCUUCAUCAACCAGACCAUUCGCCACAGAGACUCUCUGUCGAGCCAGGGGACUGCCACCACACCUCCUACCGGAGAAGCAAGAACACUCCCCCCGCAAAAAACGGACCAAGAAAACGAAAGCUUCCAGAUUCUGGAGUCCUCCAGUAGCGUGUCUUCUCCUGUCUCGGCGCCGUCGACCACGAUUGCACCCACUUGGCACGCCGCCGCACCUGAAAGCACCUCUCUGACUAUUUCAGGUGUCUUCAGCGCAACCUCCGCCGACCAACGGCUCGGUGCGGCGGCCAAUUCCACGGCAGCCGACCCGACUUCCUUUCCCGCGUCCGCCGACGUUCAGGCUGAUGUCACAGUCAGCGCGGCUGACGCGGAGCAGAUGCUUCAGCUUGAGCAACAGGUGCAACGUCAACAAGUGCAGCAGACGCAGGAAGUCCACCAAGAGCAUAAUUCCAGUACGCUGCAAGAGUGUCAGCUCCAGCAAGUUCUGCCUCCAAGUCAGCCCCUCCCAGACCAGCAACAUCUAAACACACAGCAGACCACGUACAUGCCGCAGCAACAGUUGCUUUGUAGCCAUCCGGCGCAGGCCACCCACAUUGAAAACCCAGAGCGAGGGGACACGGCCACAACCGCCCGCACACCUCCCCGACAACACCCGUUUCCCAAACAGUCUUCCCUCCAGCAGUCCGAGUCGGAGGUGUCGACGGGAGAGAUGAGCUUGACGGACGAGGCGGCGGCGGCGUCUUUGCCGCCGCUUCGUUUGGGAGCCGGCGAAGCCACCUAUCUGCCGCUCACGCUCAGCCCGUCCCCCGCGCAGCCUUCCUCGGUGGCCGAGUCGGACAGCGAAGGUCCCCCGAAAAUCGAAUUUGGGGACAAUCGUAUGAAGACGCUGGAUGAAAAGCUGAGGAACUUGUUGUACCAGGAGUACAGCGGGGGCGCGGCGGCCGGCGGGGCAGCGUCCUCGCUGACGUCAACGUCGGCGGCCUCCACGUCUGCAGGUGGAGAUGAGUCAUCGGAGCCACAGCCGUCGUCUUUCGCGCCUCCUUCAUCUCUUCGCUCCUCGUCCUCCUCCACCACCACCUCCUCUUCCAGCUCCACCACCACUCCUGACCCGGAAAACUGUGCAGGAGUUGAGGGAGACUCCUCCGAAGUUCUUCAGUCAACAGAGAAAGGCCUGAUAGAGCCUUCCACUUCCAUCCCCCCAGCAUCUUUCCUCCCUGUCAAACAGGAUGCGCCCGCUGGGCCACAGCGUCCUCCUGUAGCAGGAGAACCGACUAUCCUAGCUUUGGCCCCACAUUCCGACAACAGCAUCACUGGAGAAGCCUUGCGCCCCCACCGCCAGCAGAUCCCCCUCGGGCACGGAACGCAGCAGCAUAAUGCAGGAGGUGGAUAUUUUGGCCUAAACCUGACAUGUCCUAGUAUCAGAAAUCCCGUUUCUAGCAAGAAAUCCUGGACUCGCAAAUUCAAAAACUGGGCAUGCAAAUUGCGCCAUUCCGCCAGCUUGUUCAAGAAGCCCAGAGUCCAGCAAGUCUCGUUAUCCGACGGAGGCUCCGGCGCUCUGUCGCUCCAAGAGGCGAAGGAGGCGGCACCACCGACUCAGAUGCGCAAAGGACGAUUCCAUGUGAUCCCGGUUCCUCCGUCCCCACCGCCCAGGAAGGCGUCCUCAAGGCGUGGCAGCGCCGACAGAAAAGUGGGCCGCUUCUCGGUGACAAAGGCCGAGACGCGGGAUGACUCGGGCCAGACGGACAGCUCCCCGGUGUCUCCUGUCCAGCUCAGGGAGAGGAGGAGAUCUCGGGUGAAGGAGGGCGAGAAAGAUGAGAGUCGAAGGACGCCGGCCGCAGGCCACCAUUCUCGAGGGCACGGGCAUAGCCACUCCCCCGUCGAUAGCAGCGAGGAUGACGACGACGGGAGUGAGUUGGAGGAUGAAGAUCUGAGAAGAGAACUGCACAAGCUGAGGGAGAAGCACAUCAAAGAAGUGGUGUCGCUUCAGGCCCAGCAGAACCAAGAGCUGCAAGAACUGUACAGACAGCUUCGCUCCCAAAAAGACCAAAGGCAAAGUCUUCCCGCUUGCUUGUCCCGAAGCCCCGCCCUUCCCGCAGCGCCGCCCCUCCUCUCCCCUCGUCGACCCAGGCCGGCCAAACUCAAACUGCGACCCCGACCUCACUCUCACAUGGAUAACAACGGAGUCACACAUGCCGGACUCCAGCAGUCGAGCGGCUUUUCGGGCACGGAACAAAGCGGAGGGCCUUCUCAUCGCAGCUCAGAGCAUCGGCCCUCGCUGCCUGCCAAAAGAGAUCAAAGCCCUGCCAAGAAGAGCACCUUCACGCUGGAAUUGCACAAGUUGCUUGACAAUUGGACAAAGGAGGCGGUGGGCCAGAACACGCCCAAACCGUCCCUCAAUCAGAUCAAGCACAUUCGGCAGGUGCAGGAGCUGGGAGGCUGGACCCAGACACCUGAGGUGGCUCCUCCAGCAGAAUGGUUUCCCUCGGUCCCACUGAACCCGCAGGGGCCCUCGGCUGCUACCGGCUUGCCCGCCACCGCCCCUCCCCGGAACACUGGCGGAGCUGACCUGUCCCAGCCGCAAUCGCACACGGCCCAAGUAGCACACCUCCAGCAGCAGAUGAGCUAUCAGCAGACCCCGCUGCGUCAGCACGUCCAGACGCCGCCCGACGUCCGGCUGCAUCAAAACCAAUCUCGGCUGCCUUCCCGCGCCGCCUCGGUCCCGUCUGCGCCACCUGGCGACGCGCCCUCUGCGGACAGCGCCGUCGCUGGCGGGGGGGCAUUUUGCACUUGUUCCUCCUCAUCUUCAACCAACUGCUCCUCCUGUCUGAACGCUGCUGUACCUUCCAGUGCCAAAAAGAAUCACCCCACUGACAACCCCGGCCUCCACCCCUCCUCUGGAACUGAAAUAAAACCAAGGUUGGUGUGAUUAUUAAAAAAAAAAGAAAAAAAAAGGUGCCAGAAAAGCUGUAAUUGAGUUGGAGCGGGACGUAGCAUGGAUCUAUUUGGACUAUUAGGCUGGAUUUAAACUGUCGCAGAUGACGGGGACCGAGACCUGUCACAAAUCAAAAAAAGGAUUAAAAAUUGUCCAUAUGAACACUUUAAACUGUAUAUGUACGCUGAAAUAAGAUCCCCAAACACUUGAAACUCAUUCCACUCAUUCGGCUUCCAAAUAAAGGGCUUCUAGAUUAUUUGAUGUUGAAGGAUGCUAACAAGUAUUCUGCUAACAUGUUGACCCACCGGUAUGUCGUCACUGCCCAAAAAUCUGAUUUUGGCAUAAAUUCAGAAACGCUCCGACCCGCACUGUAAUUCCAGUCUUAGUACCGUAAUUUUCGGACUAUAAGUCGCACCGGAGUAUAAGUCGCACCAGCCAUAAAAUGCCCAAAAAAGUGAAAAAAAAAACAUAUAUAUGUAUAUAAGUCGCUCCUGAGUAUAAGUCGCCCCCCCCCACCCAAACUAUAAAAAAAAAACGCGACUUAUAGUCUGAAAAUUACGGUAACUGCACAAUGGGACAUGAACGUGAGAUGAACGGCUCUCGCAUGUGCAGACAGAAGGCGACAUUGAACGCACCACCGCGGGGACACGAUACUCUCGUUUCUCUCCUGCGCGCGUUUGCGUUCAUCGCGCGGCAGAGAAUUUGCAACAUAUCUCCGAAAAAACUUUUACCUGUCCACCAUCGCACCUAUGCCGGAGAUGUUUUGUUUCCACUUGUUAAUGCUUGCGGUGAACGGACUAUCAAUUUUAAAAGUGCAAUUAGUCCUGAUCAUGGGAAUUGAUCAGCAUGUAUGUAUUGUCAUGUCUAGGUCAUCAAAUAUUUUUGUAUACGUCAAGUGAGAAAUUUUCAAAGGGGUUGGCUUACAGCACAAACUACUUCGGCGGACCAUAAAAAAUAAAUUAACAGUUUGCGACUUAGUUUCAAGAUGGAUGGCUCACAUUUACCAAAAAAGCAACGAUGACGAAUUUCUGCUGUGUGGCUCAGUCAACCCAGCGCCAAUCUGUUUGUGAAUAGAAUAAAUGUCCAUAUUUUUGGCGCUAUAAAUUUGCCAAGCAAGUCAUUUCAGGUGCCAGUCCGAGCUCUAAUUUCAAUCUACCGUCUACCGGGUAGCAUUUCAUCACAUUCAGUCAAGUGCUGAUGGAAUGUCAAACAAUCAACAAAUGGCAGCUAAUGCGUGACAAGCUUUUCAUUUCAUCUGGAAAUUUCCCGGCAAAACUGGAUACUGCCGACAUUUGGUGACAUAAAGUGUCUGCUAAAUUGUGAAUUGUCAUAAAUUGGCACCAACAGCCACAGCAGAAACUUUUCCUUCCACAUAUCAAAUAUUGUGGUGCAUAGAGUGAAGCAACUGCCAAGUUUUAGUGAGCCCCGGCAACUCUUUCAGAUUAGAGGGCAUGGCUCAGUGGUAGGGCGUUCGAUUCUCGACCAUUGUGACCAUGUCCGAGUGUCCUUGAGCAAGACACUGAAGCGCCAGUUGAGGAAACAGUGGAAAGAAAGCGCUUUGAGUACCAAAGCGCUCUACAAAUGACAACCCAUUAGCACAUUUUGCCUUUUGCAUUUUUCAGUGUGUAAGUCGUAUUGUUUUGUUUGAUCCACAUUAAAUGAACCCGUCUAAAAUGACUCAACUGACUAGGGGGCGUCAAAGUAAUCAUUGCACUUGACCGCCAACUGUCACAAGAUAAUCUGUGAGCAUUUCAUGUGCUGACUACACACUGCCAAAGGUUAAAUUAUGAAAGACAACUCGAGUUUUCCAUGUUAUACAGACGCGCUCUGUGCAACAAUAUGCAAGCGGAUACAUUUCACUCAACUGGCUUAGCAGCUCAUGUAGGAUGAAACAUAUUUGCAGUGUUUCCGGACUUUGUCUUUUGCAUUUGAGGUAAUAAACAUUCAGAAAAUCAAAUAGUUGGGUUACUUUGGAAUCAUUUAGAAUUGACCAGUGAUUUUCCUGAUCCAUUGCUGUCAUGUCUGAUACUAACUUGUCGACCACAAGCUUGAUUAUCACAUUGUAUGAUGUUGAGCUGGUUGUGUGUUACUGAAAUCUUAAAAAUAAAGAGCGAGAGAAAAAUACCUAUUAUUUUUGUAUUUUGAAAUGGAGAUUUUUCCUUGUAAUAUUGUGAUCCUAAUAAAUCAAAAGGCUGUUUCUCAUCCGUGUUCUGAAGGACUCGCCCUGUGUUAUGCCUGCGAGCCAAUGAUGAACAAAUACAUUUGGGAAAUCCUGAAAAUACAAAGUAUGUUGCUAGUGAUUUGCCCUCUGUACAGUGUAACACAAACAACUUUUGCUUUUAUUUAUGUUUUCUAACUAAUCCAAAUAAAUGAUGUCCAACAUCUA
Messenger RNA from Syngnathus typhle (broad-nosed pipefish), 11153 nucleotides. RefSeq names its product serine/threonine-protein kinase WNK3 (gene wnk3). Gene Ontology annotation, molecular function: chloride channel inhibitor activity; protein serine/threonine kinase activity; ATP binding. Gene Ontology annotation, biological process: intracellular signal transduction; protein phosphorylation; negative regulation of sodium ion transport. NCBI's taxonomy places the organism in Eukaryota, Metazoa, Chordata, Actinopteri, Syngnathiformes, Syngnathidae. Bases 1016 to 8761 code for a protein of 2581 amino acids. The record is from RefSeq and is a predicted model, not a curated record. The transcript has 26 exons. Gene Ontology annotation, cellular component: cytoplasm; cytosol.